Asterias rubens (European starfish) is the source of this 1802-nucleotide messenger RNA. RefSeq lists its product as uncharacterized. The transcript has 7 exons. The record is from RefSeq and is a predicted model, not a curated record. NCBI's taxonomy places the organism in Eukaryota, Metazoa, Echinodermata, Asteroidea, Forcipulatida, Asteriidae. The coding region runs from base 71 to 1150 and encodes 359 amino acids.
CCAUACGAGAAUUUCCUUCAUCGGUUAAAACGACUCAUCAGAAAACCAUCCUCACCCCUUCAACAGGGAAAUGUACGCAGUUGUUGAGUUCAAGAUUGAGGGCACUGUGGCCCUAGUUGCUGAGAGCUGGCUGACGGACGAAGACAACAUUGUCAAGUGGCCUGCAAAAUUCAAGACACAAGGCAGAAUUGACAGAGCUGUACAGAGGUGCGAGCCACCAAGCAAUGAUUAUGAGCGGUUCCCCUGUCGUGUGCUGUAUAAAACAGCCUCUUAUGAGAAAGGCAUGGCUAAAGUGCGCCAGGCACAAGACACAUCAGACAUUGGAACUGAUAUGGAAACGGAAGUGCCACCCAAGAGAAUUAUGAGGCCAAACCCACGCUAUCAGCAGGAUGCAUCAUCAGAUGAAGAAAUUGUUACUGCAAUUCAGCCACGUCGCAGUGUGAAUUCCACAUCUAACAACAGCCCAUCAGAAUUGCCAUGUCCACCACCAAGCCUCAUCCUUUCGGGGUCACCCUCGGGGUCUUCGGGGUCUUCGGGGGGUUUGAGUCGGUCCUCAUCAGCUUGCACAGCAACUGAGAAGAAACUGCUGACCCUGAUAGAAAAGGCAACCAUGAUAACUACAGAAAACCGAACCCUGCUCAUUCAAAUACUGAGAAAACUCAAUACGUCACAACAGGAGUUAGAUAAUGGUGGUUUGCCAGAAGGAUUGACUUUUCCCUUGAAAUUGUUGAGGGAUGUGAGAGACCUGGAGGCCCUCCUUCAAAAUUUCGAGAAGGAGAAGCUUUUGGUCACUUACUUAUCCAAUAUUGGUGGAGAGAAUCUUGGCAGUACGGUCAGACGAAUUCUUGUCUGCAUAUUGACCAAUGACCUUGCAAAGCAGUUUAAUUGGAUUGGAAAAGGCACAAAGGAGGCCUUCUGUAAACUUCGUCUGGUGAAUGUUGUACAUCGAGCUGUUCGCAGAAAUCCAGCCGUCAGAUCUGCGACAAAUGCUGAGAUAGAUUCCAUCAUAAAAGAUUGGUUUCGCUAUGCCAAAGACCGUGAUGGUGGAAGGGCGAGAAGAGCACGUCAGGCCAGCGUUAGUCCUUCCGAAAAUGUCAGCCAGGAAUCUACUGAAGACUAUGGUUCCAGUGAUGAACAUGACCGUCCCUGAUCGAUGAAAACCAGGGAGCCUGCAUGCAGCUAGAGAUUUUGGUUCAGAUCAGUGAGGAAUUAUAAUACACUCUUAGAGAAUGUAAAAUCUUCUACUAUUGUAUGUCACUACAUCAAGCUUGUACUAUACACAUCUUGUUUCGAUGUUUGAAGUUGAUUGAACUCAUAAUCAUUAAUGGUAAUCAGGGACUCAAUAGCAAGGUUGCCUUGAUCACGAGUGCAUUCACGUUUUUUGUACUACUUUUCUAAUGAGCCCAACUUGAGUUUCAAAUGUAAUGUUAGAAAAAAAGAAGCUUUUAUUUUAUUUUUAUAUUUACUUUUUUGUCGUGAAAAAAAUCCCAUACAGAUGGACACGUGUUUUCAAGUGGAACAAGCAAAGAUUGUUUUGUGCCAUGUGGUCUUGUGGUCGUCAUUAACCCAUAUGCAUGUUGGUUAAAAAAAGUUAUUUUGCUUGAGUUUGAAAAUAAAAAUUCAUAGCUAUUUGCAUUCUCACAGUGUCAGAUUAAUGGUGUGACAUGUCAGCGGCUGGCUUUUAUGCACAAGGUACACUCUGAAGGAUUUUAAAAAUAAUCUAAAGGAUUGUUGUGAGGGACCAACUUAAAAGCAAGGUUGUUUUGAUAACAAGUGUUUUCACUUUUUGUGUUAAAAGAGCG